GGUCAAUGAUAGAGUUACAUUGUUACAACUUGUAAUGGCCCCAAGUGUUGACAAUGAUGAGAACAUGUUUGUCCUCCCCAUUGUUGGCAUUGCGGGUAUUGGUAAGACAGCUCUCGUCAAAUUGCUGUACAAUCAUGAAAUGGUCGCCAAGCAUUUUCAGUUGAGGAUUUGGGUGAAGGUAGCACAAUAUAUUGAUGUUAAAGAUGUGAUGCAAAAAAUUGUUCAGUGCAUAACUGAUUCCCCCCCUUGUGCUGACCUCAAUUCAAAUCAGUUAAAGAAUCUCCUUCAAGAAAAAUUACAUAAUACGAAAUUUUUACUCGUCUUGGACAAUUUAUGUGAUUGUGAUAAUCGAGAAUGGCAUAAGUUGUAUGACUUAUUGAGAUGUGGUUGUAUCAUGGGAAGUAAGAUCAUAGUGACUACACGUUACAUAUGGGUUGCUACAAUUGUGGGCACGGUUCCCACACAUAAUUUAGACAGUCUUUCAGAUAAGGAUUGCCUUGAAUUGCUUUGGAAGUGGGCAGGUUGUCGUCAAAAAUUGGGGGAAGAACAUGCGAAUGCGAAGCUCGCAGAAAUUGCAAAGGAAAUUGUGAAAAAGUGCCACGGAUAUCCUCGUGCAGCAAAGACUUUAGGCAACAAUUUGUUUAUGGAGACUAAUGAAAGUAAAUGGUUAGAAUUAAAAGAGAAACAACUAUGGGAAUUGGCACAAAAGAAACAUGACAUUUUGGUCGUGUUAAGAUCGAGCUACGACACACAACCAACUGAGUUGAAACGCUGCUUCAUAUAUUGUUCAAUUUUUCCAAAAAACUAUGAAAUUGAAAUUGAUAAAUUGAUCCAGUUGUGGAUGGCACAGGGGCUCAUUCAAUCAUCUGGCCUAACUGGUGAGUUGGAAGAUACUGGCACUGAUUAUUUGAAUCAGUUAUGUUCCAUAUUUUUCUUAGAAAAGACUGAAGAACAACAUGGCAAUCUAUCAAACACGUGUAGAAUGCCUGAGAUCAUCCAUGAUCUUGCAGUAUAUAUGGCAAAUGAAGAAUGCUUAAUUACAACAAAUUAUCGUUUUGGGCCGAUUUCUGAUAAGGUUAAGCAUGUAUCAUUUCAUGAUUUUGAUUGUUCAGCGGAAGAAGUCACAAAGUCAUUGUUCGAACUAGAGAAUCUGAGGACUGUUUUCUUUCCAUUUCAAGGACUGGGAGCUGGUGACAAAGGCUUUGUUAACAGAUGCAUCUCAAAGUUCAAGUAUCUGUAUGUGCUUGAUUUGAGUAACUCAUGUUUUCAGGUGUUGCCACAUUCCAUUGGUAAUUUGAAGCAUUUGAGAUAUUUUGACAUCAGUGGGAAUGCAAAUAUCGAGACACUCCCUAACGCCGUUUGCAAACUGUACAAUUUGCAAACUUUGAGAUUCAGGUGUUGUGUGAAAAUUCAAAAGUUACCGAAAAACAUAGGGAACUUAAUCAGUCUUAGGCAUUUGUACUUGACCACACAACAAAGUUGCUUGCCAGAGAGACAAAUCCAAUGCUUGACCUCUCUCCGAUCCUUUCGGAUUACAGGAUGUGGAAACCUUAAAUCUUUGCCUGAAGGAAUGCAACUCCUCGUCAAACUCAAAACAGUGACUAUUGCAGCUUGUCCCAAUUUGACCUCUCUGCCAAGUACCAUGAAGAACCUGGCCAAGUUGACGAAUCUUGAGAUUAGCAAUUGUCCGAAUCUUGACUUGGCAGGGUGGGAGGACUUUACAUGCCUUAGGAGCCUUCAAUAAAUUGAAGGGUACAAGAUUUUAUGAGUUUGUGGCUCUCCCAGUGCAUGUAAUGGAAAUUUCAUAUCAGUAAGAGAACCGUGAAGUGUGAAGUGACGGGCGUUCGAUGGAAAACCAACCGAUGAAUGGCUUGUAUCUAAAGGGGAGGAGGAAGGAGUUGUUAUCUCCAUCAGAAGCUCUUGAACUUAGCUGCAGUUAGGAUUCUGCUAUUAAUGUUGUUUUGUUGGGUAUGUUAUCUAUGUAAUGUUGUUGUGGACUACUGUUCUAAACAUUGUGUUUCUCAUUAUUGUUGUUAUAUAUCUACUGUUUUUUAGUAAAUGGUCCUGAUGGCUUUGAAUUGUCCCAUCUCUGCCUCCUUAGUUUAACUAAUGUUUUACAUAUUAGCCUGUUGUAACUAAUAUUAGACCCAGCUUUGAAAUGUAGUUAACAGCAAAUUCUGCCACAUCACGCCCACCAAAUUUUACUGCAUUUCUGUGUUUCCAAAUAGCCCAAACCACAAGGUCUUCUAUAUGCACAGAAUCUAAUCACAUAAUCAGAUAUAACUCUCUCAUAUGGUGUGAGAUCCAAGCAUUUAAUGGGUCAGAGUCACACCGCUCCUCUAUUCUUUAGAAAAUUUCCAAAACUCAAGAGGCAAAAUAACAAUCCAGCAAGCAAUGUAUAUUCAGGAGCUCCAUUUCAUUAUUACAUACCUCGCAAACACUAUUUGAGAUAAAACCUUUGACAAGGUAAAAAGCUUCUAAACACAACUCUGAGAAAAUUUAUUUUUUAAUUGAUAUAAUUUUGGAUAUAUGAAAUUCAUUAGUUUAAGAGAUUCCGAGGGAAAAACAAAAUAUUGGGUCAGGGAAAAUUUCAUUUUGCACCUCUGUACUUUACACCAAAUCUUACUUUAGCCAAAACUACAACUAAAUUCGACACGGCUAUUGUUUGUCAUGGAUGCCUUGAACUAAACUACGCUAAAUUUUGACAUGGAUGGCUUGCUAAAUAUUUUAUUUGAGUUAGGUAUCCUUUUUUCCAUUUUUUAAUGGCUUUAUAUAGCUACAGAUGACCAUUGGUUCAGUGGUUAAGACUUGGCCUAAUAACCUCGAGGUUAUGGGUUCAAUUCUUGCGACCACCACUUUGUGCACUACGCCAAAGGUUAGGUGUGUACUCAAUAUGAUCCCUCCCAAACACACAUUAAUGUGUACUAAUUGAGCGUUGUAUUUAUAUAUAUAUAUAGCUACAGGAACCUCCUGAUUGUUAGGAGCAGCCGGCUGAUUCUCCACAAUUGGUUAGUGGAAUGUUAGGUUAGCUCUUAAAAGUGCAAAUGUCCUAUGAUAGCCACCUGGCCCAAGCAUCUAUAGUGUAUCCCCCAAGAAAUGGAAGUGGUUAUUCUACAUUAACCCUCAGCUGUUUGAUCAAAAGGUAGUGAGAUUUCAAAUGUGAUGAAUGAAUGCUAUGUAUCCAAUCCGGGAGUAGCUCUCCUCAAAACUCCAUCUCCUCCAUGACCCUCAAGACUCCAUUUUGUAGGAACAAGCAGCCAGUGACCUUCAUAGACUAAUCUCUCUUCUUGAAAGCAAUCACACGAUAGGGGUCAACAGUAUGACUCACCAGACAAACCAAGUGGUGGAGAUGUUAAAGAAUUAAGACAAGUUUGUCACCGCCUAUCCUCAGAGGAAGAAAAGGGUAAAAAAGGAAACUCCUUGGAUCAUUACCUCAUUUUGGGAAUUAAACCAUCUGAUGCAGCAUCCAAAAUCAAAAAGGCAUACCGGAAAGCUGCACUGAGACAUCAUCCAGACAAGGCUGUUCAGUUCCUGGCAAGAAGUGAGAAUGGAGAUGAUGGACAACUCUGGUAGGAAAUAGCUCAUGAAGUCCACAAGGAUGCUGACAGACUUUUUAAAAUGAUCGGAGAGGCAUAUGCUAUACUUCUAGAUCCAACCAAGCAAUCACAGUAUGAUCUUCAUGAGGAAUUGAGGAAUGCCCAAAAGGAGAGCAAUGGAAGUAGAGCUUCUAGAGGACCUUCUGAUGAUUACAGCUCUCCAUUUGAUGGCAGUGCGAACAGGCAAUAUUGGAAGCAGUCUUGGAAGACAUGGGAACUCGCGUUCUCAAUUUCGAUAAGCUGUAGAAAAGGUAAAGUCAUACUUACAUCUGGAAGCUAGCUAGUUGAAAUCAAGAAAAAUCAGAUUAACCGACAUACAUUACAAGUUCCAUGGAGUAUUGGUGGGAGGGGGUUGGUGGCUGGUUACUGGUCUGGGAAGACAUUGAUGACCCACGAUUAUUCUAAUGAGAAGUGAAGUGAAGUGGUGGCCAUGCUCUUGUUUUUUCUGAGGAUACCUUUAUGAAGAAAUUUCAAGAGAGGGACAGAGGGAGGGAAGAUAUUUUUAUGUUUUUUGGUUCCAACUUCAAUGGUGAAUUUCUACAUAUGCCAACCCCAAAAAAGAUUUAUUUUGUGAAAGUGGGUUGGCAAAGGGAUGUUUAUACAAAGUUGUGUUAUUACAUUUUUGUUUUUGGUCGGAAUAUUUUUUAGUUAAUAGAUUCUUCAAAUUGGUUAUUAAGUGAGGGCCAUUUGCAUGUAGUAGUCCUGCAGCAGUUUGAUACUGAGGGAAAGAUGUUAAUAUGUUUUGAAUGUGCUAGUAUUAGAUAUAUUGUAUGAGUAAUGAAAGGAAUGAAUUCAUUUUGUAGAGAUUUUCUAUUAAUGAGCCUUCUUGUUAAUUGGAAACUUUGUUUUUGGUGCUA
Camellia sinensis is the source of this 4453-nucleotide messenger RNA. The record is from RefSeq and is a predicted model, not a curated record. Lineage: Eukaryota; Viridiplantae; Streptophyta; Magnoliopsida; Ericales; Theaceae.